CUUGCUGUCCUCAGCGUUUCGCUCCGCCGCUUAUUUGCAUGCUGAUAUCUAAUUUUAGAACAUGUCACCCCGCUACGCUCUCAACGGAAGGCAGCAAGGGUCUGAUGUCAACCUCACAAUCGGCCGAAUUCACAAAACCCAGGAAUCACACGCCACGCGGUUUGAAGUCCGAUCAACACAGGCUUCCAGUGGCAAUUGGGACGCAGUGUGAAUGGACAUGCUCGGUCCAGAAAGCCACGUCUACGAUCCCCUCCCUACGCCGACUUCGGUUCGAGUUCUUCUACUGGCACCAGGGAAGCAAGAAGAUGACAUCUUCUGCUACCUCUUUACGUGCGACCUAGACAAGGACCGCACCAUCGAUAUCUCCAUUCCGCGCCCUUUUGAGAGUACAUGUGUGGCUACCGCAAAGAGACUUGAUGGUAAGGAUCCAACAAAGUCAUUCAUACUUCAGGUGGACUCGUACAUCGAUGAAAGCGAAGAAGGCACAGCAUCGGAUUCUGACAUCCAACCUACGUCUGCCAAGGGGAACGGGCUCAGGCCCAGCCAAGUUGCUCCGAAAGUUUCAAGUUUCCCGACAGACACGGCUGAUGAAUAUGCAACAAUCAGUAAGGCUGGAGAGUACAGCGCCGCCUUUGACCGAACUGAGCAGGGUGACAACUCAGAGAUCCUCCAGAAGGUCCAAGAUGUUGCUUCGAGUUUCCUGAACAAUGACAGCACUGAGGCUGCUGACAGCGAAGAGCAGCCCAAUGAAGAGCACGAGAUGAGUGACGACUGGUGGGAUGUCCAGCAGCUGACGAAACUCACGAUGGCCAAUGGCGCUCUCAACCAUCGUGUUCAUCGGCAUCCGUUCCAACGAUAUACAGCACUUUCUUACGUCUGGGGAAGCGUGGAAGAUCCGGCACACAUCACUUUGGAAGGUCAUGCGAGAUUCCAGGUUACCGGAAACUUGUUUAACGCACUGAAGUGCCUGCGUCGGCCAGAUGCAGCUCUAGCGCUCUGGGUAGACGCUAUCUGCAUCAAUCAAAACGAUCCAGAGGAGAAAAGAGUUCAGAUCGGCCUAAUGAGACGUGUGUACAAACAGGCGCGAAGAGUAAUCGCUUAUGUGCCACAGGAGCCGGAGGACAUUGAGACUUUCAAUGAGCUUGUGGGGAAGAUCCUUCAAGCGUAUGCGCAAUGCAGAAAAGCUAUCGACUCAGGAGCAGGUCGUGGGCAACAAGAGGACACUGAUGGUCUAGAGGUUGGUCAGGAAGCCAAGCUCGAGCAACACGGACAGCAAGAAGAUGGCGCCUCGGUGUCUGAUGCAUCUGGACUCAAGGUCAAGAUGUUACCUCUCAAGCCAACAGGCACUUGUAUCGAAGACUACGAUAUGCCACCCGAAGACGAUCCAGCAUGGUUUGCUUGGCGACGAUUUUUUGCUUCUCCUUACUUCAGACGGAUCUGGAUCCUACAGGAAUUUACCCUCGCCAAAAAUCUUUACCUGCACAACGGUCGUUCAGAAGAAACGUCCUCUGCCAUCCUUCUUGUCAUGCAUGCUGUCAGCAGUAUGAGUAGAAUGCUCAACGCACAAUAUUUGGGGCGUGGGGAGGACGCUGAGUUAGGUCGAGCUGCGGCUUUAGGUUGGAGGGGUCUGGAGAUGAUGAACAUGGAGAGAGUCUUCGCGCAGGAAGAUCUUCACGACGAGGUCGCACUGAAAAUGCUCAAAGAAAGAUCGAGACUGAUCGACAAGAUCCGCUAUGCCUUCGACUUCGAUGCGACCGAUCCGCGGGACAGAAUCUACGCUCUCUUGGGCCUUGUAUCAGAUUCCGAGCGCUUCCAACAUCUAGUCAGCUAUCAGCCGGCGGAUACCUAUCCAAAGAUCUACAGACGUUUUGCCAAAGCGUUGAUCGAACAAGGGCAUCUCGUGCAAGUCCUGCACAUGUCUUGCAAAACACCUUCGAGCUUACGGCUCCCUAGCUGGGUACCGGUGAGUCCAGGAUCCAUUCAGCAACUGUAUUGAAGAGUGAAAACUUACCACAAUCUCAGGACUGGUCCGCUCCUACCAUAACAUCGAUAGCUCCUGGUAUUUCCUUAGAGAAAGGCUACAAAGCUGGCUGUGACAAGACAUCAGUCCGGCCCCGCUUCAUGCAAGAUCACCUCAUCCUCUCCGGCCGAAUCUUUUCCAACAUCACCUUCAUGACUUCACCGGUCCAAAAGUACAGCCUCAACGCCGCUCUC
Messenger RNA from Macroventuria anomochaeta, 2214 nucleotides. Its product is annotated as HET-domain-containing protein. The transcript has a single exon. The record is from RefSeq and is a predicted model, not a curated record. The coding region runs from base 212 to 1996 and encodes 594 amino acids. NCBI's taxonomy places the organism in Eukaryota, Fungi, Ascomycota, Dothideomycetes, Pleosporales, Didymellaceae.